CUCACACCAUCCGAUAAGACAUCAACCGGUUUUACUGUCUGUCCAUCCCAUUGUUUUUCUGCAAACGACUGCGACCACUUCCCCCAAACUCCUCUGCUUGACCAUCACGAAACUGGCUUGGAAAUCGCAAAUAUGGCCAUCAUCUCGGCGAAAACCAUCAUAACCUCUCUCUCCCUGUUCCACAUCACCCUCGCCUACUUCUUCAUCACGAACCCGGCUACUAUCGCCGAUCAGGGUCUGGUGUACAUCCUGGGCGAGUCCAUGGGCAUGCCCUAUGCGCGGAGUUUCGAGAACAAGUCACCCGCCCUCGCCUUCUUGGCCGCCGUUCUCGGUAUGCUGGGCGUCAGCGACCUAGUCACCCUCAGCAUGCCUGAGGAGGUUUGGCUCAUCUACCAUUGGGGAACCCAGGCCCCCUUUCGCCUCUUCCUGUCCAUGAUCUUUGUCAUCUACACGUUUCUCUUCGGCCCCUCGUCGCCCCUGUAUGGCGGCUCGACCCGCGACGGCAACCGCCUUGCCCACCCAUUGGCACAGGUGAACAACCCGCGCUACACCCCUUCAACCUGGGGCGGCGAUGCCCUCAAGAAUCGCGUGUUCUUGACAUUUGCGUUCCUCGAGAUGCUCUGCUGGUUCUGGGCGUGGAUGACACUGCGCGAGGAGCAAGAGCAGUUCCAGAAGAAGCAGAGAAAGCGGAGGGACAGCCAGUAAAAGCGAUGAUACCGUGUGAAGGGUUUUUAGUAUUGAUUGUCCUUGAACAGUAUAUUAUAUUGCUGAAGGUCCGCCGCGUCCCUUGACAGGACGGCCUGCUGAAG
Molecule: messenger RNA, 809 nt
Organism: Colletotrichum navitas
Lineage: Eukaryota; Fungi; Ascomycota; Sordariomycetes; Glomerellales; Glomerellaceae
Product: increased loss of mitochondrial DNA protein 1
Exons: 3
Coding region: 133-705 (190 amino acids)
Source: RefSeq, a predicted model, not a curated record